AUGAAGGACGUGUCAUUCGUGGAUCGUCUCUUUGUCGGCUUGGCCAUGGCCUCUUUUGUCUUGGCCACUGAGGAGAGGCCUGAUUGCCCGAAGCUCUGUGUUUGUGAGAUUAGACCCUGGUUUUCUCCCAGUUCAGUCUACAUGGAGGCACAGACAGUUGACUGUAAUGACUUGGGACUCUUUAGCCUGCCGGACAAAUUACCCUUGGGCACACAGGUACUAUUACUGCAAACAAACAAUGUUGCCAAGAUUGAUAAACCUUUGGAUUACCUGGCCAACAUUACAGAGAUUGAUUUAUCACAAAACAACUUAUCCUCUAUCAACGACGUCCAUCUGGGGAAUCUUCCUCAGCUUCUGUCUCUUCAUAUGGAGGAGAACUGGAUACGAGAGCUGCCUGACCAAUGUCUGGCAGAGGUGGCUAACCUUCAGGAGCUCUACAUGAAUCACAACCUUAUCUUCUCCAUUUCCCCAAAGGCCUUUCAGGGUCUCAAAAACCUUGUACGGCUCCACCUCAAUUCUAACAAGCUGAAGGCCAUUCAUAGAGAGUGGUUCGAACCCAUGCCAAAUCUGGAGAUCCUGAUGAUUGGUGAAAAUCCAGUUCUUUUGAUUGAUGAUAUGAACUUCAAACCUCUCAGUAACCUCCGCAGUCUUGUUCUUACCAGAAUGAACCUAUCUCAGCUUCCUGACGAUGCACUGUCUGGUCUUGAUAACUUAGAGAGUAUCUCAUUCUAUGAUAAUAUUUUCCCUGAGGUGCCCCAUUCAGCACUGAGAAAUGUAAAAAAUCUUAAGUUUUUGGAUCUUAAUAAAAACCCUAUUGCGAGGAUACAGAGAGGGGACUUUGUGGAUAUGCUCCAUCUGAAAGAGCUGGGGAUUAAUAGCAUGCCAGAACUAGUUUCCAUCGACAGCUUUGCUCUCAAUAACCUCCCUGAGCUGACCAAAAUAGAAGCCACCAACAAUCCUAAACUCUCCUACAUCCAUCCUAAUGCUUUCUACAAACUACCACGUCUGGAAACCCUAAUGCUGAAUGGCAAUGCGCUUAGUGCCCUCCACAGGAUUACUGUUGAGUCCCUUCCGAAUCUCAGAGAGGUUAGCAUGCACAGCAACCCCAUCCGCUGUGACUGCGUAGUCCGCUGGAUGAACAUGAACAAGACCAACAUUCGUUUCAUGGAGCCCGACUCUCUGUAUUGUGUUGAGCCUCCGGAGUACGAGGGCCAGCAUGUCCGACAGGUGCACUUUAGGGAGAUGAUGGAGAUUUGUCUGCCACUCAUUUCUCCUGAAAGCAUGCCCGGGCAAAUUAAAGCACGGAAUGGGAGCUCGGUUUCACUCCACUGUCGGGCCUUUGCUGAACCGGAGCCAGACAUCUACUGGAUCACCCCGUCUGGUAUUAAAGUCCUGCCUAACACUGUGUCCGACAAAUUCUACAUGCACCCAGAGGGAACUUUUGACAUCUAUGAUAUAACAAAAAAUGAAGCUGGUCCUUACACUUGUGUUGCCCAUAAUCUGGUUGGAGCUGAUCUUAAAUCUGUUUCAGUUGAAGUGAAUGGAUAUUUUCCCCAACCUGCAAAUGGAUCUCUGAACAUCCUAAUAAAGUCAGUGGAGACACACUCCAUCCUGGUUUCCUGGCAGGCAAGUCCUGGCACUCUGGCUCCAAACAUUAAAUGGUACACCCUUCCAGAUGCUAAUCAUCCCACCACAGCAUUUACUUCCAGGGUACCCUCUGAUGUUCAAGUCUACAACCUUACCCACCUCAGCCCUGCCACUGAGUACAAAGUAUGUGUGGAUGUCCGUAGCAUCCACUACAACCAUGACACCAAAUGUGUCAAUGUCACCACUAAGGGAUUAGAGCUGGCAGUCAAGAACACAGAAAAAUGGGACGCAGCAGUAAUUACUGUCUUUGGUGUGUUCUUGGCUGUGAUUUCAGUGGCAUGCCUGCUUAUUUACGUGUCUCUGAGGAACCACCACCUUUAUGGGGAUAUAAGGAGAUGCGACUCCAAAGCUUCGCUGACAUCAAUGGAAGCUACCAGUAUGCAUUCUCCGUUCUUUACAAAGCUGUGGGUUUCAGGUAAAGGACUGCCAAGUGGAGUGGAAGUGAAAGCCACAGUCAUAAAUGUAUCAGACAAUGCCUUUUAA
This is a messenger RNA of Scomber japonicus (chub mackerel), 2130 nucleotides long. Its product is annotated as leucine-rich repeat neuronal protein 3. The record is from RefSeq and is a predicted model, not a curated record. Lineage: Eukaryota; Metazoa; Chordata; Actinopteri; Scombriformes; Scombridae. Bases 1 to 2130 code for a protein of 709 amino acids. Gene Ontology annotation, molecular function: protein binding. The transcript has a single exon.